CAGGCGGUCAGGCGCUCCUCCUGACCGUCAUCAAGUACAAACAAAACACUAACAGGAGAAAAAAUCAAUAAGUGACUAGCAGGGUGACUUGACUACUCGAAUGGAAGCGGUUAACUAACAAAAUAUCAACAUCAUGCUAGGCUAUUUUAUUGUACUUAUUCAACCGCUACUACUCUGUAUCACAAUUCUAGUCCUCUCAAUUGUCAUCUUCCUUCCAAUACUGGUAUAUUUUCUUCCACGCUACACACAGUUCAUCUUCUUUCUCAAUUUCCGACGUCUGCCGAACACCGAUUACAAUGAUUUGGCGUCGAACAACGUUAAAUCAAUCGGAAGAUCUCUUCAUUUGCCUGGAAAAAGUGGAAGGAUUGGUGUUUGGCACAUUCUGCCCAACAAAUUGAGUUUAGAAUGGAGAACAGAAGGAAAACAUCCGACAGAGAGAGAUUUUGACGAUAUGAUGAGGGAUUCAGAGAAUCAAAUUAUCUUCUACGCUCAUGGAAACUCGUUCGAUCGCACAUUCUACCAUCGUGUGGAAAUGUACAAUUUGCUCAGUGAUUGUAAUUAUCAUGUCGUCUGUUUCGAUUAUCGAGGAUAUGGAGAUUCAGAAGGAACACCAACCGAAAAAGGAAUUGUUGAAGAUACAAAAACAGUAUACGAAUGGCUGAAGGAGAAUUGCGGGAAGACGCCUGUUAUUGUAUGGGGUCAUUCGAUGGGAACUGGUGUCUCCUGCAAGUUGGUGCAAGAUCUUUCAAGAGAACAGCAACCACCGUGCGGUUUAAUCCUCGAAUCGCCAUUCAACAAUUUGAAGGAUGCCGUAACAAAUCAUCCGAUCUUCACAGUGUUUAGCUGGAUGAAUGACUUCAUGGUAGAUCACAUCAUCAUUCGACCGCUCAACAGUGUCGGCCUCACUAUGCGUUCUGACAAACGCAUCAGAUUAGUAUCGUGUCCAAUAAUCAUCCUCCACGCCGAGGACGACAAAAUUCUUCCUGUGAAGCUGGGAAGAGCGUUGUACGAAGCGGCAAAAGAUGCCGAGAGGGAUAUCAAAAUUCGAGAGUUUUCAUCAGAUUAUGGUCUUGGUCAUAAAUUCAUUUGUCGAUAUCCUGAGCUUCCCGAAAUUAUCGAAGAAUUCGUCGGGAGUGUCACUCCGCCAUCCACGUUAAUCGCAUCAUCAUAAACAUGUCACUGCAUUUUUUUGAGUUUAUAAAAAUUUAGAUUAUUUCC
Molecule: messenger RNA, 1218 nt
Organism: Caenorhabditis elegans
Lineage: Eukaryota; Metazoa; Nematoda; Chromadorea; Rhabditida; Rhabditidae
Gene: abhd-12
Product: Serine aminopeptidase S33 domain-containing protein
Source: RefSeq, marked reviewed